UUUAUAAUAAUAAAACUAUUUGUCCCCUUUUACAACUACAGGUGCUCCAGCAACAACUACAGCAACCCCAGCAACAACUACAGCUGCUGCAGUCACAACUACAGCUGCUCCAGCCACAACUACAGCUGCUCCAAUCACAACUACAGCUGCUCCAGCCACAACUACAGCUGCUCCAGCCACAACUACAGCUGCCCCAGCAACAACUACAGGUGCUCCAGCAACAACUACAGGAACCCCAGCAACAACUACAGCUGCUCCAGUCACAACUACAGCUGCUCCAGCAACAACUACAGCAACCCCAGCAACAACUACAGCUGCUGCAGUCACAACUACAGCUGCUCCAGCCACAACUACAGCUGCUCCAGUCACAACUACAGGUGCUCCAGCAACAACUACAGCAACCCCAGCAACAACUACAGCUGCUGCAGUCACAACUACAGCUGCUCCAGUCACAACUACAGCUGCUCCAGCCACAACUACAGCUGCUCCAGUCACAACUACAGCUGCUCCAGCCACAACUACAGCUGCUCCAGCCACAACUACAGCUGCUCCAGUCACAACUACAGGUGCUCCAGCAACAACUACAGCAACCCCAGCAACAACUACUGCUGCUGCAGUCACAACUACAGCUGCUCCAGCAACAACUACAGGUGCUCCAGUCACAACUACUGCUGCUGCAGUCACAACUACAGCUGCUCCAGCCACAACUACAGCUGCUCCAGUCACAACUACAGGUGCUCCAGCAACAACUACAGCAACCCCAGCAACAACUACAGCUGCUGCAGUCACAACUACAGCUGCUCCAGCCACAACUACAGCUGCUCCAGUCACAACUACAGGUGCUCCAGCAACAACUACAGCAACUCCAGCAACAACUACAGCUGCUGCAGUCACAACUACAGGUGCUCCAGCAACAACUACAGCAACCCCAGCAACAACUACAGCUGCUCCAGUCACAACUACAGCUGCUCCAGUCACAACUACAGCUGCUCAAGCUACAACUACAACUGCUCAAGCUACAACUUCAGCUGCUCCAGCCACAACUACAGCUGCUCCAGUCACAACUACAGGUGCUCCAGCAACAACUACAGCAACCCCAGCAACAACUACAGCUGCUCCAGUCACAACUACAGCUGCUCCAGUCACAACUACAGGAGCUCCAGCCACAACUACAGCUGCUCCAGCCACAACUACAGCUGCUCCAGUCACAACUACAGGUGCUCCAGCAACAACUACAGCAACCCCAGCAACAACUACAGCUGCUGCAGUCACAACUACAGCUGCUCCAGCCACAACUACAGCAACCCCAGCAACAACUACUGCUGCUGCAGUCACAACUACAGGUGCUCCAGCAACAACUACAGGAACCCCAGCAUCAACUACAGCUGCUCCAGUCACAACUACAGCUGCUCCAGUCACAACUACAGCUGCUCCAGCCACAACUACAGCUGCUCCAGCCACAACUACAGCUGCUCCAGUCACAACUACAGGUGCUCCAGCAACAACUACAGCAACCCCAGCAACAACUACAGCUGCUGCAGUCACAACUACAGCUGCUCCAGUCACAACUACAGCUGCUCCAGUUACAACUACAGCUGCUCCAGCCACAACUACAGCUGCUGCAGUCACAACUACAGGUGCUCCAGCAACAACUACAGCAACCCCAGCAACAACUACAGCUGCUGCAGUCACAACUACAGCUGCUCCAGCCACAACUACAGCUGCUCCAGUCACAACUACAGGUGCUCCAGCAACAACUACAGCAACCCCAGCAACAACUACAACUGCUGCAGUCACAACUACAGCUGCUGCAGUCACAACUACAGCUGCUCCAGCCACAACUACAGCUGCUCCAGUCACAACUACAGGAGCUCCAGCCACAACUACAGCUGCUCCAGCCACAACUACAGCUGCUCCAGUCACAACUACAGCUGCUCCAGUCACAACUACAGCUGCUCCAGCCACAACUACAGUUGCUCCAGCCAUAACUACAGCUGCUCCAGUCACAACAACUGCUAUUCCUGAUAGAACUUACUUUGUUAUAUCAAUUUUUGUUGAAACAUUUAAUGAAGCAUUUAAUAAUAGAGAGAGCCAAGAAUUUAAAAAUCUUGAGAAAAGAGCCACAGAAACAUAUGACGUUAUCUAUGAGGAAGAGUAUGGAGAAAUGUUCAUCCGUAGUUUUGUCUUUAGAUUACG
Cyprinodon tularosa is the source of this 2196-nucleotide messenger RNA. Its product is annotated as probable serine/threonine-protein kinase clkA. The record is from RefSeq and is a predicted model, not a curated record. The transcript is spliced from 3 exons. NCBI's taxonomy places the organism in Eukaryota, Metazoa, Chordata, Actinopteri, Cyprinodontiformes, Cyprinodontidae. The annotation marks the transcript as partial.